Oryza sativa Japonica Group (Japanese rice) is the source of this 2063-nucleotide messenger RNA. Its product is annotated as endo-1,4-beta-xylanase 3. The record is from RefSeq and is a predicted model, not a curated record. Lineage: Eukaryota; Viridiplantae; Streptophyta; Magnoliopsida; Poales; Poaceae. Gene Ontology annotation, biological process: carbohydrate metabolic process. Gene Ontology annotation, molecular function: hydrolase activity, hydrolyzing O-glycosyl compounds.
GUCUCACUUGCCACCGGAACCCAGCAGCCAAAAGCACAAACGCUAGCUGAGACUUGCUGCAGAUUCAGAGUUUUCCCCUCGCACUCCUUCGGUCCAUAUGGCGUUCACCGAGGAGACAACGCACUUGGUCAUGAACCAUGUCGAGCACUGCGAGGAUGGCGGCGGCCUGGCAGUGGCCGGCUGGACCCCGUCUGGCUCCUGCACACUGUCCGUGCACGACGACCCGGCGCCGGAGACGCCACCGCCGCAUCCUCUGUCCGCUACGGAAGACGACGCCGACGAGCCCAGGCCGAGGCCCAGCGGGCGGUACGUGCUGGCGGCGCACCGUGCCGGCGAGAGGGACGGCCUCUGCCGGGAGCUCUCGCGCGCGCCGGCGGCCAAAGUCACGUACCGCGUGGCCGGGUGGGUCGGCCUGCAGGGCGCGGGGGCGGCGGACGGGUGCUGCCACGCCGUGCGCGUCGAGGUUUGCACGGACGACGGUCGCCCGGUCGGCGGCGGCGUGGUCGUGGCGGAAGCGGGGAAAUGGGGCGAGAUCAUGGGCUCUUUCCGGGUGGACGACGACGAGCCGCCGCGCUGCGCCAAGGUGUUCGUCCAUGGACCGCCGGCCGGGGUGGAUCUCAAGGUGAUGGACCUGCAGGUAUUCGCCGUGAACAAGAUCGCGAGGCUCAGGCACCUCAGGAAGAAAACUGACAAGGUGCGCAAGCGUGAUGUGGUGCUCAAGCUGGGGCGGCGAACGGGCGGCACGGCGAUCCGCGUGGUGCAGGUGGAGAACAGCUUCCCCAUCGGCGCGUGCAUCAACAAGACGGCGAUCCAGAACCCGGCGUUCGUGGACUUCUUCACCAAGCACUUCGACUGGGCGGUGCUCGAGAACGAGCUCAAGUGGUACUACACCGAGGCGGUGCAGGGGCAGGUCAGCUACUCCGACGCCGACGAGCUCAUCGCCUUCUGCGACCGCCACGGCAAGCCCGUGCGCGGCCACUGCAUCUUCUGGGCCGUCGAGAACGUCGUGCAGCCGUGGGUCCGCGCGCUCAACGGCGAUCAGCUCCGCGCCGCCGUGGAGGGCCGCCUCCGCAGCCUCGUGACGCGGUACGGCGGCAGGUUCCCGCACUACGAGGUGAACAACGAGAUGCUCCACGGCGCCUUCUUCCAGCAGAGGCUGGGCGACGACAUCAACGCGCGCAUGUUCCGGGAGACGGCGCAGAUGGACCCGUCGCCGGCGCUGUUCGUCAACGACUACAACGUGGAGAGCGCCAACGACCCGAACGCGACGCCGGAGCGGUACGUGGAGCUGGUCACCGACCUGCAGAAGCGCGGCGCGGCGGUGGGCGGCAUCGGCGUGCAGGGCCACGUGACGCACCCGGUGGGCGACGUGAUCUGCGACGCGCUGGACAGGCUCGCCGUCACGGGUCUCCCCGUGUGGAUCACGGAGCUGGACGUGUCGGCGGCGGACGAGGCGGUGCGCGCCGACGACCUGGAGAUCGUGCUCCGGGAGGCGUUCGCGCACCCGGCGGUGGAGGGGAUCAUGCUGUGGGGGUUCAUGCAGGGCAACAUGUGGCGCUCCCACGCGCACCUCGUCGACGCCGACGGGAAGCUCAACGAGGCCGGCCACCGCUACGUGGGUCUCCGGCAGGAGUGGACGUCGCACGCGCGGGGGCAGGUCGACGGCAGCGGCCACUUCAAGUUCAGGGGGUUCCACGGCAAGUACGUCGUGCAGCUCACCACCGGCGCCGGCGAGAUGAAGUACCAGCAGUUCGACGUCGGCAAGGGAGAUGGCCCACUCGUGCUCGACAUGGAUCUCUAGCCAGCCAACUCCAUCAUCGGGGGGGAUUCAUACGUUCAUACGUGUAGUACAUAGAACGGUUAAGUGCAUUGCAUAUAUACGGAUUAUAUUGGGAUUGGGAUUAUUUUUUAGAUCGAUCAGAAGAGAUGUGAUGUUGUUUUAUGUUGUGAUUAUAGGGCCUUGGCGUGUCCGUGUGUGGUAAUUUAAACCGUAAAAGAGGGUAUUGGAUUUGUAUUUGCUACCUACAGAUUUGCAGUAAAUAAACGACCAAUUUAAAGUACCA